Scaptodrosophila lebanonensis is the source of this 2207-nucleotide messenger RNA. Its product is annotated as CD63 antigen. Gene Ontology annotation, cellular component: membrane. The transcript has 4 exons. NCBI's taxonomy places the organism in Eukaryota, Metazoa, Arthropoda, Insecta, Diptera, Drosophilidae. Bases 204 to 911 code for a protein of 235 amino acids. The record is from RefSeq and is a predicted model, not a curated record.
UCGGUUGGGACGCGGAUUUUUUAGAGCGGACGAAAUUUGACAAAUAGUCGGUUUCCGCGAUUUUGAUUCGAUUUGUUCUUAAUUUGUAUAAAUAAAAUAGAGUUUAACGUGCAGCAGGCAGUGCCAGUGCAACGAAUUGAGAGAUUUAAAAGAAAAGUUCGUCCACAUCCAGAGAAGCGCAAAGUCGUAGCUUUUGGGCUAAAAUGGCAUCAGGCGGAGUGACAUGUGUCAAAUACAUAACAUUCUUUUGUAAUCUGCUCUUUGCUCUCACGGGCCUCCUGAUACUGCUCGUGGGGGCUAUGGUUCAGCUGAACUAUGCGCACUAUUCGAACUUUGUGAGCGAUCAUAUCUGGACUGCACCGAUCAUACUAAUGAUUGUGGGGGCUGCCGUGGCCUUCAUUUGUUUCCUGGGCUGCUGUGGCGCACUGAAGGAGAGCAGCUGCAUGAUACUCAGCUUUGCCAUAUUGGCUCUGGUCAUAUUUUUGUUUGAAAUAGGCCUGGGCAUAGCUGGCUAUAUAAAGCAUGCCGAUUUGCCGCAAUUGAUGGAAACACAGUUCAAUUCGACAAUGAAGCACUAUAAGGAACGCGAGGAUUAUCGCGAUGCCUGGACCCUAUUGCAAACCGAACUGGACUGCUGCGGCACCCAUGGUCCCAACGACUGGGAGCCCAUCUUUGCCAACAAGACAUUGCCAGCUGCUUGCUGCACUGUAAUUAAUCUGAACGAGGCCAAGGAGUGCACCACCGUGCAUGCCAUACAGGAGGGCUGCCUGCGCAAGCUGCUCGGCAUACUCGACUCGAAGACUUUAAUACUGGCCGGCGUGGUUUUGGCUGUGGCGGGCAUACAGCUCCUUACCAUACUCUUUGCCUGCUGUUUGUAUCGUUCGUUUCGCCGCAACUACGAUCACGUUUAAUCUGCGUUCCAAUGAUCCCGUGUGCCGCCUCUGAGCUAGCGGCCUUUUAUGGUAGUUUGUAGAUUACAUACGCAUACGAAAUUUGUUGUUGCCGGGUCUGCAACAAACUCACUCACACACCCACACUCUAUAAUCACAUUCCACUCACACACAUUAUUCCAUUUUCGAAUUUGUUAUUUAUCUGAAAACCGCGCUUUUUAUUUAGAUUUACAAUUUUAAGUCGUUAGAGUAUCUUGGUCCUUGACCAUAACAUAAAGAUAUCCAUCCAACUUGUGCAAUUCAAACAGCUCAUUCGUUUAAAAUAAGUCCGUAAAGUUCACAGAAGAAUCUUAAACAAAUAUCUCUUGGCCAAAAAAAGAAUCAAAUACGAAUAUAUUAUAAAUAUAAUAUUAAACCACAAGCAGAGAAUGCUGCUCAACAACUCAGUUAUCAUCCAAUCAUAUAUCGCUUAAAUGUAACUUUUCUAAAAUCUCAUAACAUCAACCAAUCAUCAGCCCAAGCUUUUUUCAUUAUGAAAGUGUCCUUGCCACAAUUGAUAGGAUUUUUGAGGAAUUUUGAAGAUUUUAUAUGUAUAUAUACAUACAUAUCCGUACAUCCUGAAUCCUGCUGAAUCCUCGAUGGCUGCCUUUUUACAUUUUUAAAAAUUAAGUCUUCGCAGCCAACCCUUGUAACCCACCUUUUAUAUAUUUUUAAUUUGAUAUAUUGGCAUAUUUGCCCUUAAAAACUAUUAUUAUUGUACCCCGAAUUAAAGAAAGAAAAUCUCAUUUGAUACACCCGCGCAUACACAUUAUUACUACAUAUAUAAUACUGGAAGAAACCAAGAAAUUUUAAUUGAUAUUGAUAUUAUUAUCGUGUGUGGUAUUUACCAGUUGUUUUCACAAGCCUAUGGGACCCUUAAUUUAAAAUGCAAUUAAUCACAACCGAUCUGAUUAAUAAAAGUAAAUGCAUUAGCAUAUUUUUACAUACAUACAUAUAUGUAUUUGUAAGUGUAAGUUUCUAAAAACAAAUCUCAGAAAAAAUAAAACAAUUAAAUGGAAAACGAAUUGCUAAAAUCGAGCAUAUGGCGGCAUCGUGAGGCUUUAAUGAAAUGCGAUUUUAUGGACGAUCACAAAAUUGAAUUAUCCAAGUAAACUGAAUGUUAUUACCCACUUAUAUCACAAACGCAACGUAUUGCAAUAAUAAUUGUCAACAAAGUAAUAUAGAACAUAAUAUAAAAUUAAAAUUAUUUGUAUUUGAAUAUGUGUAAACAACUGUGCAGCACUGAAAACUUAAAUAAAUGAACAAUUUUAAAAGAUA